Argiope bruennichi is the source of this 3623-nucleotide messenger RNA. RefSeq names its product zinc finger MYND domain-containing protein 11-like. NCBI's taxonomy places the organism in Eukaryota, Metazoa, Arthropoda, Arachnida, Araneae, Araneidae. Gene Ontology annotation, biological process: regulation of transcription elongation by RNA polymerase II. The coding region runs from base 201 to 2237 and encodes 678 amino acids. Gene Ontology annotation, molecular function: protein binding; transcription corepressor activity; DNA binding. The record is from RefSeq and is a predicted model, not a curated record. The transcript is spliced from 13 exons.
GAGCGAACUGAAGGUUUACUGGAAAUUUUGUAUGCGGAUAAUUUAUGUGUGCUUUUGUUUUGUGUAAGCAGAAAAUAUAAGUUUAAUUUAAAUAUAACUAAAAGAAACAGUAUACAUGAGUUGUCUUUGCAUCUCUCUUUGAUUACUGAGAAUGAAGGAUUAGCAAUUCACAUUACACACACUUUAAACUCUUAUCCCUGAUGAGACCCAGGGGCAAAACUCAACAGCGAUAUAAUGAAGCUAUACAGAUACUUUCUGGAACUCAAGUCAAAAAUCAAAAUUUCAAUUCCAAGGUGAAUAUUCCUGAUAAAAUGGCUACAAAGAGAAGACAAGCUUGUCCACAAACAGUUUUACACUUAUGGGAUGCCAUUGCUUAUAUUAAACAACAGAAGCAAAUUCCAAACUUUGAGCGUUUGUCAGCCUAUAUGAAAAGAGUUUACAAUCUAAAUCCUUCUGAUCUUGAACGGCAAUUAAAUUUUGCUGUAAGUGAUGGACUUAUUGUUGUUAAAAAAAGCCUUGGCUGUAAGGGAUCUAAAGUUGGAGUUGAGCAAGAUGGAUAUCGUAUUCCUGAAGAUGUUAAAGAAAGAGAUGGUCAUGAUUGGUAUUGUUUUGAAUGCCAUAGAGGUGGAGAAGUUCUUUUAUGCACGACAUGUCAUCGGGUAUUUCACGAAGUCUGCAUUACUGAUGAUGUAAAAUCUGGAAAGUUUGUGUGCCCAGUUUGUAAACAGAAUAUGAAAAAAUUCCCAGUAGAAUUGAAAAAGAAUGAACUUAAUACUAUUCUUGGAUAUACUUGCAUUAGGCUAAAGGAAAAGACAAGAGAAUUGCAUCGAAUUCCCCAUCCAGAUGAUGAAAAGUGGCGUUUUAAUUUUCUCAUUUAUGAACCAAUGGAUUUGGUUGCUAUGGAAGAGAAAAUGAAGGCGAACGAAUACAUAAGAUUGGGGGAUUUUUUUACUGAUGCCCAACAGAUUGUUCACAAUGUUAUUGUAUAUUUUGGAAUGCACAGUCGAAUAGCAGAGAUGGCACGACAGAUGUUAGGAGAUUGUGAAUAUGAUUUACAAGAAAUUGUUCAAUGUUUGAAUUGUUACAAAAUGUCUAAUACAAAGAAUGAUGUCUAUUGGUUUUGUCAACCUUGUGAUCCACCUCAUGAAUUAGUGUAUGCCAAAGUAAAGGGAUUUCCUUAUUGGCCUGCAAAAGUUAUAAGGAAGCAUGAAAAUUGUUAUGAUGUACGAUUUUUCGGAGCACAUCAUCAGAGAGCGAUUGUGGAUGAUGAUUAUGUUAAGCCUAUAUCAACCAGUUUUCAGAAGUUAGGUAUUAAAAAAACUGCUGCAUUUGAUCGAGCUUACAAAGAACUCUGCCACCAUCAACAGUUAGUUGAGAAAGCUUCAAAAAGGAAAUCUGCAGGUAACAACAAAUUAGAAAAUGACAAGGUUAUUGAAAAAAGUAACCUAGAAAGUGACACUGUAACAAAUGUGAACAGUUCCUCUAAAUCAAAGACUCCAGCCUCACGUAAGAGGAAAAGUACAUCUCUUCCUGUUGCCAAGCCUCCAAGUGCAAAGAAAUCUGCUAAUGUUCCUGUUAAGAAAAAUAAAAAAUUUUAUCAAGAAUCUCCUACAUCCUCAUCCCCUAAAAAUAUUUCAUCUCAGGAUCUAUCAGUUUCUGAUGAUAUUAAUGAUCAUAACCUAGUUUCAUCAUCCAGUCAAGAAGCUGCUGUUUCGUAUACUUCAAUUGGUGUUCAAACAGAAAAUGAGGUCACAGAAAAUGUAGCAAACCCAUCAGACAAAGAUUUGGAUAAAAAUCCCAACAAUGAAAAAACAUGUGAUUGUAGUGCCAAGUAUGAAAAAGCUAUUCAAGAUCUUCACAUUCGUUUGGAGGAAGAACAUAAAAAAGACAAGAGCAGAGCCCUUAAAGAAUUUUCUGAAAAUUUGCAAAAAGAGUUGCAAAUGGAAAAUGAAAAGCAAAAAUAUUUAUCUUCUGCUCUUGAGAAACUUCAGCAAGAACACCAAGAAGCUAUGCGCAAGUUGCAGGAAGAGAUUGAAACAAAGCAUAAAUUACAAAUAAAAACCCUCACAGAAGAACAUAAGACUUUUCUGUCUGAAACAAAGAAAAAACAAUGGUGCUACAAUUGUGAAAAUGAGGCAAUCUACCAUUGCUGUUGGAAUACCUCAUAUUGCAGUGUGGAAUGCCAGCAAGUUCAUUGGCACAAGGAGCAUAAACGCACCUGUAGGAGAAAGCGGUAAUAACUGAAUUCAUUACUAACAGAAUCUUCAUGUGUAUUCCCACUACAAACAAUCCAUCAUCAGAGUGACUGAGAUCAUUGUAUUAAACAUCAGGGUAUUGGGAUAUACUAUUUUGUGUCGGUGCAAAAGGAAGUGCAGAACUGCAGCGUAAUAUGCCUUAAUUCUAUGUUUUCUUGUUAUUGUACAAAGGCAAUAAAUCUAUCUAUAAACGUUUCAUUAGAUCCCUGGAAAUAUUAUGCUGAAAGGCAUUGUUGAAUUUGUAUUUAGUGUUGAUAACUCCAAAGAAUUUUUAAUGUUUUUGCUAUCAUGUAAAGACCCUUGGAGUACUGUAUUUUUUAUUUGAUCUGUAAAAAGAAUGUUAGAUUGUUUUAUUUAAGUCCACAUCUUUUUUUAAGAGUAUUUUUUAAGUAUUAAUAAAUAUUUCCUUCCAGUCAGCUUGAAUAAACCACAUUUCAUUACAUCAUCAUUAUGAUUUUCAUUCAGCUGAAUGAUGAUUCAUGCUUUUUAUUUUCUGAAAUUCAUGUGCAGCUGUUGUUAUAUCAUGUCCUAUGGAACAUUUUGGUGUAAUGAAUGCAUAAAAAUUCAUAUUUUAAAAAAUGAAGCACAAUUUAAUGUUUUUGUAAGAGAUUAAAGGAAGCAGCAGCAGCAACGAUUUUUUUUUUAAUUGUAGGAUUUCUAAAAUUAUCUAUCUCAAUCCUCUCAAAUGAAUUUUAUUUUUCAAAAAUGGGGUGAUUGAAAAGAAUACUUCAACUUUAAUAGGUUAUAUUUAUAAAAAUUAAGAGUAAUUCAACGUUAAGAUAUUCAAAAAUUAUAAAUACACCAUAAAUUCAUAAAUGUGCUGAAUAUCCCAAAUUAUUCUAUGCUUUUUGAGCACUUUUUUUUUUUUUUUUUUUUUUUUUUUUUAUGCUGACGGGAAAAUUUGGCAAUUCCCAGGUGCUUUUAAUUUUUGAAUAUAAAUGUGCAUUUAUUCAGUCUAUUGCAAAUUCCCAAUAAAUUUAAUACAUGAAACACUCCUAUUUUUGAGAAUUUUGAAUUCUUCAUUUAUAAUCAAAUACUCAUUUGACCAUUUCAAUCCAUUUGAGGUUUACCACUUUGGCAAAUUCUCCAACAUUAAUUUGCUGCUGUGAGGCAAACUGACAUUAAACUUCUGUAAUUCUAUGAAAAAUACUUUAUGGGAGGUAUUUUGAUUAAUUGAUGAAACUUAAAAAUAUUCGUCUCAGAAUUAUUUGUUCAUUUGCACUAUAAACCACUUGGUUGCAGAGAUAUAGUCUUUUAGAGGAGGGUAUUCUUUAUAUCGAUCAAUACAUAUUUUACAGAUGUGUAUUACUUUUUGAAACAUUUUCAUAAAAGCAAUGGAUUUGUCUUAUUUCAGUAUUUUUUAAAGAA